Molecule: messenger RNA, 1905 nt
Organism: Hirundo rustica (Barn swallow)
Lineage: Eukaryota; Metazoa; Chordata; Aves; Passeriformes; Hirundinidae
Gene: WDR53
Product: WD repeat domain 53
Exons: 3
Coding region: 172-1236 (354 amino acids)
Molecular function (GO): protein binding
Source: RefSeq, a predicted model, not a curated record
UGGGCCACCGGGGACCGGCGGCCGCGAAUCUGCCCCGACGCGAGCCGCGGCGAAGGUGUCGGCCCUCUCUGUAGUGUUAUUCCUCUGAUGGAAUGAAUGGGCUCUGGCUGCUCUUUAGAUCUGAGUCAACAAAAAUCACAUGGAAAACGUAAAAUGGGGCGUCUCUGAAGCAUGGCAGCGAAGUGGAAUGGUGGCCAUUCCUCCUCCGUCCUGUGCCUGGACGUGAGCGCGGAAGGGCUGGUGGCCUCCGGCGCGGAGCGGGGCGAGCUGGCGCUCUGGGAUGGGGGAGGCUCGCCCGUGGCUCAGCUGCGGCUCCCGCAGGCGGAGGACGUGACCUCGGUGGUGUUCUCCGCCCGCCGGCCCGGCACGCUGUACGCCUCCCACGGGGAAACCAUCAGCGUGCUGGAUGUCCGCUCCCUGCAGGAGCCCCUGCAGCGCUUCCACGUGAACGAGGAGGAGAUCAACUGCCUCUCCCUGAACGACACCGACGGCUUCCUGGCCGCGGCCGAUGACUCGGGGGCGAUAAAGGUUGUGGACUUGGAAAGCCAGAAAGUCAGCCGGUCCUUGAGACACUCCAACAUCUGCUCGUCUGUUGCCUUCCGGCCUCAGCGCCCUCAAAGCCUGGUUUCCUGUGGACUGGACAUGCAGGUGAUGCUGUGGAACCUGCAGAAAGCUCGUCCCCUGUGGACCGUGAACCUGCAGGAGUGUGACACGGAGGAAGAGAGCUCUCAGUCAGCUGGGCAGUUCUUCAACCCGCCGCUCGCGCAUUCCCUGUCCGUCGCCUCUUGCGGCAACAUCUUCGGCUGCGGAGCUCAGGACGGUAAAGUCAGAAUAUUCCGAGUCACCGGUGUCAGGUUUGAACAUGAGCUGGAGUUCCAGGCUCACAGCCUGGGAGUCUCACAGGUGCUCUUUAUGCCAGAGGCAUACUGGUUGUUGUCUGGAGGAAACGACGGGAAGGUCUUGCUGUGGGAUAUCAGCAGCAACGUCGGGAAGCAGCAGAAAAGUCCGGCAAAAUCUCUGCACAGGAGGAAGGGCCAAGCAGCUCUUUCUGGCAGAAAAGAUGGGAAGCUCAACAAAGUGGCCUCAAAUGAACACCCUGGAGUAGUGCCAAAGCUCAGCAUUGAGCACGGAGAGAAGGUGAACUGGCUCUCGUGUGCAGAGAUCAAAGGCUCCAGGAGAGUGUUGGUUGCUGACCAGACCAGCUCGGUAUCAGCCUAUCUGUUGCCAGAACCUUAAGGCACCCAGGUGUUUACAGAAGUCUGGGGAACAAAACCACUUCUCAGAGCCAGUUACAUCCAGUGACAGUGAACUGGACAGUGAACCCCUCUGGGUCCCUGGGAAGGGAUUUGCUGUGCACUCAUGAUGUCCCUGGCCUCAUGCUGGUUCUCUGUGGCUGUUACGUUCACAGCCACUGUCUUUUGCAGGGUUGGCAGUUUGCUGCUUGAAUUUAAGUGAAACGGGUCUCUAUAUUUAGGGGUAACAUUAGUUCAUGGCUAAGCUGAUGUAAUUAAGGCUGGAGGAGAAAAUUAGUGCUGAAGAGACACCCACAAUGCUAAGUGAGGCUGCUGAGCAGUAGCAGGGCUGUCGCUGGCUCAGCUCUGUGUGGUUAGGGCUGUUGCGGUGCUCUGUGUGACUUUUCCCAUGAAGCUGUGUCCCAGUUGGCUUAAACUGGUCAUGGUGGAAUCUGGUUUUCAUCACCCUGUCAGCAGCUGCAUAGACUAGAGGUGCAUCAAUUAAUGAGUAAUCAGACGGGUUUCCCUGUGGUUGCCAACUGAACUUUUUCACUGCAGCAAAAGGAGGAGCAGGGGAGCUGUUACACCUGUUUGCUGGGUCAGCUGUCAGUUAGUUGUGUAUCCCAGGGAAUAAGGACUAUUACACUUGUCUUAAUAAAUGCUUUCUCUCUCA